Messenger RNA from Agelaius phoeniceus (red-winged blackbird), 1107 nucleotides. RefSeq names its product mitochondrial ribosomal protein L20 (gene MRPL20). The record is from RefSeq and is a predicted model, not a curated record. NCBI's taxonomy places the organism in Eukaryota, Metazoa, Chordata, Aves, Passeriformes, Icteridae. Gene Ontology annotation, molecular function: rRNA binding; structural constituent of ribosome. Gene Ontology annotation, biological process: translation. Gene Ontology annotation, cellular component: ribosome.
GAGCAGAGGAAGCUCCGCCACACUCGAGGGCCGGCUGUGGGGAAGCCUGGCGGCCAGGCUCUGAGGCAGGCUCAGGGAGGGCCGGGCAGGUCGGUGCCGCCCCGGAAGGAAAGCAGGCAGGCACGGAGGCAGGCAGGAAGGGAGAAAGGAAGGAAAGCAGGCAGGCAGGGAGGGAGAAAGGAAGGAAAGCAGGCAGGCAGGGAGGGAGAAAGGAAGGAAAGCAGGCAGGCAGGCAGGCACCGUGCCGCAGCCAUGGUGGUGCUGAGCGCGGCGCGCUGGGUGCGCAGCCGCCUCUCGGAUCGCUUCUGGAGGGUGCAGGAGGUGCUCAAGUACGCGCGGCAUUUUCGUGGCAGGAAGAACCGCUGCUACAAGCUGGCAGUGAGGAGCGUCCGCAGGGCUUUCGUCAAGUCCACCAAGGCCAGGAGGGAGAAGAAAAGAUUCCUCAGAGCGCUCUGGAUCACAAGGAUUGAAGCAGCUUCCCUUGAACAUGGUUUGAAGUACCCAGCCUUCAUAAGCAACCUGGCCAAGUCGCAGGUGGAGCUGAACAGGAAAGUUCUGGCUGACUUGGCCAUUUAUGAGCCAAAGACAUUCAAAUCCCUGGCAGCUUUGGCCCAGAGGAGGAGACAGGAAGGGUUCCUGGCUGCCCUGGGAGAUGGAAAAGAACCAGAGGGGAUAUUUUCACGUAUUGUGCACCACCACUAUUGAUAUCAGAGCCUGUGUGUGUGUUUUAGAAGCAGGGAUUUGAUUGUGAAGCAAACCUGUUGUGUGACUGCUGCUGAAAAAUGGAAAAUGUGGAACAAAUCCUCUGAGGAUCGUGUGCGUGUGAAGCUUCUCCUUGAUGGCUUUUUCCCUGUGUUGUUGUCACUGAAACCUGUUAAAUUAAAAGCACACUUCAAGGUUAGCAGUCAGGCCAUACAGUGGCUUAAUAAAGGUAUUUUUUUGGUAACUGCUAGUAGAAAAUAAACUUAAUUUGUGUGGUGAAUUCUGAAUGGAGAGAACACUGGGAUGGGAGGGAAUGUUGACCCUCACAAGUGGAGCCUGGGAGUUAAGGAUACACAUAGUUUGUACUUCUAAAGAUUUAAUAAAGAGAUUUUUAUUGAAAACUGC